CCUCUUCGCUUCCCCUAGUCACUCGCUGAGAAGUUUGCGUGUCGGUGGAGAAACGACCUGCUGAAUGAAAACGGUCUACGUCAAGAGAUGACACACGUCUUUGUUAGUGGAUUAGGCAUUAACAUGGUGUCCAUGCAGACCAGCAAGGACACACUGGAGAGGAAUGUUCCUUUAAUACGCCUGGAGAAUGAUGCUGACCUGAGGGAAAUCUAUGAAUUCGGAAGGAAAUUGGGUCAAGGUAGCUUUGGAGUUGUUUAUGAAGCCACCCAUAUUGAGACGCAGACAAAAUGGGCUAUUAAGGAGGUUUGCAGACCAGCGGCAGGAAGUUGGAAAGCCAAGAUGCUGGGUCAUGAGAUAAACAUUCUCAAACAAGUGAAUCAUGCUCAUAUAAUACAUCUCCACGAAGUGUACCACACGGCUAAGAUGACAUAUUUGGUUACUGAGCUGUGUGUUGGCGGUGAACUGAAGCAGCUGUUGCAGCGGAAAAAGUUCCUUACAGAGGACGAGACGAGGCAUAUCAUCCAUAGCUUAGCUGACGCCGUUGUCUACCUUCACAAAAGAGACAUAGUGCAUCGGGACUUGAAACUUGAGAACAUUCUCGUGAAGAAUGAUCUUGAUGAGGAUGAUAAUGGCAGAAUUAAUAUCAAGGUGACAGACUUUGGAUUAUCGGUGAAGACAGGUGGUGUAGGGAUUGAGAACAUAAUGACGGAGGCGUGUGGGACUCUAAUCUAUAUGGCACCUGAAAUGAUGAGCGGUCGUGGUUACAGCCAGUGGUGUGAUGUGUGGAGCAUAGGAGUCGUUAUGUUCAUUUUGCUGUGUGGGGAGCCUCCGUUUGUGUCCAAAACACAGGCAAAUCUACUUCAGGAGAUUAUGAACAAAGAAGUCAAAUUUACUCAACACAUCUGGGCCACAGUCAGUGAUGCAGCAAAAAAUCUUUUGACUUGCCUUCUAAAGGCGGACCCUGCCUACCGCAUGUCCGCUAAUCAGCUACUAGAAAACCCCUGGAUUACAGGUGACACCAAUGUGCCUGCUAUGCCGUCCAAUGUGCUGGAGAUGAUGCGCAACCACCUGGAACAGAAAGAGACAAUAGGAACACAGACUCUGGAGGACUUGUCCCUCACCUCAUGUGAGGGCACACUGGACCAAUCCCCGCUCCCCAGCGUAGUUUCAACAGAAACAGACAGCAACUGCAGGAGCCACCCUGAGGAAGACAGCAGCUUCUGCACACCCUGCACGUCCACUAAACCGACUAAAGAGGGUGGUGGCGUCCUUCAGAGGGACCAGCGAAAAAACGUCUCAGAAACCUCAGGACCGCUUCAGCACACCACACAGCAGACUCAUGCUGGGGUGAAACCCACUGCACAGCUGAGUGCAAAGCAGCACCGUCCUCGGGACAAGAAAGACGUCAGUACAGAACAGAAACCAGCCUCUGAACUCAGUAAGGCAGACGACCAGAGACCUUCUACCUCCAGUAAAAGUAGGACUGCUCCCCGCAAACUCUAAGACCAAAACCCCUUCAGAUGUUUUAAGGUCAUAUCACUUGAGAAAGAGAGAGAACACUAGUGAGAACACAAAGUGAGCACACUAGUGUUUUUCUCUCUUGUAUGCUCAAUUUCUUUUGGGCAAAAUAAGUGAAAAUACAAGAGACAAAAACUAAACUAGUAAGUGAACUUGAUAUACACUUUAUUUAAGCCGGGGAUGGUGCAACUUUUGGUCGUAACCAGGGACUAAGCAGUGACAGCAGUGUCAAAUAAAUGGGCCUCAUAUGUAGGUUUGGAAAAUAGUACAAGAAGUCCAGGACCACUGCAGCUCAGGGUCCAGCCUCAGAGGUGCCUUGUGCCAAAGAGAAGGGCCCAGGUCUGAGGUGUUACCCAGAUGGGGCCAAACUGCUGGCAAAUGCUUAUUGUUGCACAGCCAACUUUAUGUCAUGCAGUCCAAAUACAGACACACUUUUUUGUAGUGGCAUGCAUUCAGAUUGAAUGAGUUUGUCAUGACUGGUAGAAUCUGAUUGAAGGCUUUUAUUAUAAAGAGUUACCUAGAAUAUUUGAGCAUAGCACAGCUCAUUCCUUAAUAAAACCUGUUAUUUGAUUUACUACCUAG
Anoplopoma fimbria (sablefish) is the source of this 2100-nucleotide messenger RNA. RefSeq names its product serine/threonine kinase 33 (gene stk33). Gene Ontology annotation, molecular function: ATP binding; protein kinase activity. Lineage: Eukaryota; Metazoa; Chordata; Actinopteri; Perciformes; Anoplopomatidae. The record is from RefSeq and is a predicted model, not a curated record. The transcript has 14 exons. Bases 88 to 1503 code for a protein of 471 amino acids. Gene Ontology annotation, cellular component: spindle pole centrosome; chromosome passenger complex; spindle microtubule. Gene Ontology annotation, biological process: mitotic spindle organization; regulation of cytokinesis; protein phosphorylation.